GUAUCUAAGAUAUGAAACAAUUUUCUAUACACACAUGCACAAGUGCGUCUGACACGCACUCAUGUGCACCUGCGAGAUAGAGAUCCUCGGGAGCUCUGGUAACUCAGUUUUCAGUCCGCUCGCAAAGCACGCGAGCGCAGUUUCUCCGUUGCAAAACUCUUGCCUCGUUUGCCUGUUAACUCGUCCGCAAAAAAGAACAUGCCGACAAUGUUAUCGUGCCGGAAUUAGUUAUCGUUAAUUACUUCAUUGCGUGCAUUCGACGCCUGAUCCUGAAAAAUUCCCGUUUCCAGUUUCCACUUUUCUGGCAUUUCUCCUACAGCAAGUUUCGAGAACUCGCUCGAGUACUCCAGUGCUCUGACUUUAUUCUUGAUACAAGAUUAUUAAAUAAACAUCGAUUUAUCGUUAUUUUUAUGAUGUAAUAUCGAUUUUUACAUGAGAAAUAAAGUGCGAUAGGAAGUUUUGAAAAGAGUGAAAUCUUUGAAGAAAUUAAAAUUUGUUAGUGAUAAACAUGAUGAGCAUGCUUUAUCCUGAAGAUUUGAAUAUCAUCCCGCAGGAUGACAGAAGCUAUCGCAGUGAUGAUUCCGGCGGCGAAGUCUUCAGAAACAUUCCGAAGAACAGUAGCACUUUUCGUGUCUGGAAGAUCGAAGGUCUGCGCGCAACAGCCGUAACCAGCAGCAACAUGGGACUUUUUCUCUCCGAAUCGGCAUACAUCGUCUAUGCUGUAUCAGCGAAGGACGGCGCUCUUCCUUACCCGAGCAUGCCGAUCAAGGACUUGAAGGAUACUUCGGUAGUGCGUGCCAUCCACUUCUGGAUUGGCAUCAACUGCGACUCAACAGUGUCCGGCGCCGCGGCACUUCGCGCCGCCGAGCUCGAUUCACAAACCUCGGCGAUGAUCCUGAUGCGGGAAGCGCAAGGUCGCGAGAGCCCCCGGUUCCUCGCUUACUUCCGGCAGCGAUUGAUCAUCGAGAACCUGCACUUCGACGAUUCGCCCGUUUGCACACUUCAUCGAGUCUCCGGUGUGGCCGUGCCGAUUUUAACAGAGCUGACGAGAGUUGGCUGGGAGCAGUUUAGUUGUCGCGAUGUCAUCCUAGUGGACAUUCACGCGAAAGGUGUCAUCUUCCUGUGGCUAGGAUCCCUAUCAGAUCCACUGCACAAACGUCAUGCUGCUAGUCUCCUAGAGUCCCGAAAAGAGAAUAAUAAUGGUCGUGUAGUGGUGGUCGAGGACGGCUACGAGCAAACGUUGCCCGAAGACGACAAGCAACUCUUCAGCAGCGUGCUGGAUCCCUUGAUGAGAGUGGUGGCGCCUGAUCGCCUGCAUCGCAUCAAUCCACCGAGUCCCAUUAAGUUGUACAAGUGCAGUGAGCAAUCGGGCAAGUACAAGGUCGCCGAAUUGAAGUCCGGGCCGAUUCUUUGCGACGAUCUAACUUCCAAUUCCGUGUAUCUGGUGGAUCGGGGCGAGGCAGGGGUAUGGUCCUGGGUGGGCCGCGAUGUCAAUGCCAGGGAGAGACUAGAAGCUGUUAGAAACGCGCGUGGUUUUGUCAAGAAGAAGAAUUACAGUGACGGCAUGCCGGUGGCCAGGGCGACAGAAGGUCACGAACCGGCGGAAAUGAAAGCAUUAUUGAGAGGCUGGGAACUUUCUAAGACUAGACCACUGACUUUGCCGGCAAGUUUCGAAUCCGAUUACAUGAAUGAAAGACCCAGAAUGGCUGCUGAAUGCCAACUAGUAGAUGACGGGUCCGGCGAACGGACUUUGUGGAGAGUCGAACAGAAGAAGGGCAUGAUCCAGGUAGAGGACGACAGGGGGAUCUAUUAUGCGGAAGCCUGCUACGUGAUGCUAUACAAGUACGGACAGGGACGAAGAUCUCGAAAUAUUAUUUAUUGUUGGGAAGGUGUCCAUUCUAUCAAGGUAGAUCGUGACGCAGCGUUGACGGCAGCUUGUCAUUUAUCCGAAGAGACAAACGCGCAAUUGGUGAAGGCAUCUCAAGGCAGAGAACCACCUCAUCUAUUGCAGAUUUACGAUGGCAAGCUGAAGAUACUUGCUGGACGUCACCGUGAUUCACCACCAAAGAAAUAUCUGGUUAGAGUUUUCGGCUCGACGUCAUACACUUCAAAGGCGGUGGAACGUUCGUUGCGGGCAAGUAGUUUAGAUUCCAGUGCGGUGUUCAUCCUCUUCUCCGGCACACCAAUCGUCUGGUGUGGCAGCAAGAGCACGGGUGACGCUCGACAGGCGUCGCGACGCCUCGCGCCCAGAAAUGCACCCCUCAUUGCUGAGGGUAAGGAGGACGACGAUUUCUGGCUCGAGCUUGGAGGAAGAGGCACUUAUGGUGCGGAGACCGAGGAAGUCGGUGAGGAACUGGAUAAACACCUCUUUCAGUGCCGCACCGAGAAUGGCCUCUUCGUGGGCGAGCAAGUUCUCGGAUUCCGACAGAACUCGUUAAUACCAGAAGCCGUCUGGUUGCUGGACGCCGGUAGCGUGAUCUGGGUGUGGAUAGGCAAAUUCUCUGUUCCAAAGACAUUACAAGAAUGUGUCGAGGAUGCUACUAUAUAUCUUUACACACAUCCCGCAGGUCGAAAUCGCAAUACGACCAUCUCGGUGAUCAAGCAAGGUUUGGAACCGGCUACUUUUAUCGGGCUAUUCGAGAACUGGAACCACAAUCUACUAAGGGACUACAAGCCGUUCGAAGUUUUCUGCGGCCUGAUAGAGGACAGAGAUCAAUCGACGAGAACGCCGAUGGCCAAGGCCACUACGGACUUCGAUAAUUACAUCAAGUACCCACCGGCGACGCUGAAGAGCGAGCCAGAAAACCUGCCAACCGGUGUCGAUGUCAGACGCAAAGAGAUGCAUCUGACUUAUGAUAAUUUCAUCGCAAUCUUCAAGAUGGAACCCGCGGAAUUCGAGAAAUUGCCUGCCUGGAAGAGGCAGCGGCUCAAGCAGACCGCUGGACUCUUCUAAAGUUUAUAAAUCGUUUUCGCUCCUCAGGAUAUAUU
Formica exsecta is the source of this 2988-nucleotide messenger RNA. It is a transcript of the gene qua, whose product is annotated as villin-1. The coding region runs from base 509 to 2953 and encodes 814 amino acids. Gene Ontology annotation, biological process: barbed-end actin filament capping; cytoskeleton organization; actin polymerization or depolymerization. Lineage: Eukaryota; Metazoa; Arthropoda; Insecta; Hymenoptera; Formicidae. Gene Ontology annotation, cellular component: cytoplasm; actin cytoskeleton. The transcript has 9 exons. The record is from RefSeq and is a predicted model, not a curated record. Gene Ontology annotation, molecular function: actin filament binding; phosphatidylinositol-4,5-bisphosphate binding.